Thecamonas trahens ATCC 50062 is the source of this 1256-nucleotide messenger RNA. RefSeq lists its product as uncharacterized. Bases 85 to 1242 code for a protein of 385 amino acids. The record is from RefSeq and is a predicted model, not a curated record. NCBI's taxonomy places the organism in Eukaryota, Apusomonadida, Apusomonadidae. The transcript has a single exon.
CUCUCCCUCUCCCCCCACCCUCACCCUCACCCCCACCCCCACACACAGACAUAGACAUACAACUUCGAGUGGUGUGUGGUGGAGAUGCAGCGACCGACGACAGCGCCUGCAAAGGUGGCGUUGGGCGGAGGAGUGGGUCGGCAGAGUGGCCGGCCAGGCAGUGCGGCACCAAGGCCCGCAGGCAGUGGUGAAGGAGGUGUUGAACGAGGAGUGACUGGCGGAGGAAGAGCAGGGGGGAGAGGCAUGACAAGUCCUGGCCCCUCGCCGUUGGGGAGGACGUCGAGCGGAGGGAGAUCAAGUCGGAAUGGACGUACCGGCCCGGUCAGGUCGCGGAGCCGGACGGCGAGCCGGCCGGCAACAGCGAUGACGGGGCGAACAAGGUCAUCGACGGGCAAGAGGAGGUCGACAGGGAGAAAGAAGAAGCGCGGGCGGAGGAAGAAAAAGCCCAAGCCUUGUCCGCUCAUCAUCAAGCGCGGGAAAAAGUUCAAGGGCAAGCACGUUCCGCCAGAGUCGGAGGAGCAGGCGGCACGACUGGCUAAUCGCGACGGUGCCCCGUGCGCCAUCUGUGCUCAAUGGUUGGCUGAUCGGGUGGCGCUCCGCGAGCAGGCAGCGUCGAUCAACAGACUGGAGACCGAGCUGAGCGAGACCAAGGAGCGGGCGGGGCAGGAGAAGGCGGCGAUGCGGGCUGCCGAGGCCGAGGUCCGCAGCGAGCUGGUCAAAGAGCAGCACAAGAGCGUGUCGCGGCGGGCAACGCUAAUGCGGCUGCAGGAGCAGAUUGAGGCGCUCGAGCGCGAGCGCGACGAGCUUGUGCGCGACCUCGGGACGGCUGACAUGCUCUCUAAGCGAGCAAAGAAGGAGUAUGUGGCGCUGCAGGUCGAGCAGGAGCAUCUGUGGAGCAAGCUCGCGGCGUCACGUGAGGAGGCGCGCAACCUCACUGGUGAGGUGAAGAACCUCAAGAUCCACAACGCCACGCUUGAGCGUGAGCUCAAGACCGCGCACGCUGUCAUCGAGUCGGCCGACACGAAGCGAGUCGACAUCGACCAGGCGCUGCAGGACUCGCUUGCUGCCAUCCGCGAGCUGCAGGCCGAGCUCGAGGCCGAAAAGGCUGAAAAAGCGGCACUGAAGGCCGAGUACGCCACUCAGGUCAAGCGCAUUCCGCAGGCGUUUUACUCGCCGGCGCGUGCGCGCGUCGGCUUGGUCAAGAGCCUCGGCGAAAAGUCGCGCGAGCUCCGCCGCCACUAACUCGUUUCCGGGAA